CUUCCCCACCCUAAUUUUGCACAAGUGCUCCCUGUUUUCCCUCUAGUAGUCAUGUAUUUUUAGCCCUGUGUUGGCCAUUGUCUCGUGUCGGCUGUUGCUUGUAUUCCUGGACUUUGUGCUGUUUUCUUGUUCAUUUCAUGGAUUAUGUUUCAGUUUUCAAUUUAUUGAACCCCAUUUAAUCAGCAUAUAGAUCCAGCUUCCUCGCUUCGUUUUUAACAGCAUACUAGAGCAUCAUAACACAGGAUGCGUAACCUCAGAGGAGUGAACUAUAAAAACACACAACAAAGUGAAAAAAACCAACUGAAAAACAACUUUUUUUUCUGGUCAGUCUCAUAUUCAGAAACAAGAAUGUCCAGUACCGUCAUACCCACAAACUCUGGGACGCUGCUCAUCCAGUUUCAGUCAUCAGAACAAACAGCACCAGCUGAAACAGGGACAAAUGCUCCAGUGACUGUUCAUGUCCCACAGGCAGCUUCACUUCCUCAAGGACUUCAGGCAUUUCUAAAAGGACAACCAAAAGCGCUUGGGACUGUCCAGAUAAUGAUCGGCCUGCUGAUUCUCCUGCUUGGCAUUGUGUCUACAGUCCAUGCAGAAUCCAUCUUUGUCUUCAUUGGUAUUCCUUACUGGGGAUCUCUCAUCUACAUUAUCGCAGGAUCACUGAGCAUUGCUGCAGAAAAUGCACUCCAUGUCAAAGGCCCCUCCAGUCUGUGUUUGGUGAAAGGUUCACUUGGAAUGAGCAUCAUAAGCACUUUAACUGCAGGCAUUUCCAUUAUUAUACUUUCAUUGGAUGUGUCUAUAGGAGUACUGAACUAUUACUGCUAUCAUCAUGACUGUUCUCAUUCGGAUGUCAAGUAUAAGACCCUCUUCCGGGGGAUCAGUGGUGUGUCUUUGGUAUUCACUGUCCUUGAGUUCAUCAUCUCCAUCUGUCUGUCAGCAUUUGCCUGUAAAGCCAACGCCUGCUGUGCUCCUCAGGUGCUGAAUGUUCACCAAGUUGUAAUUCCACAGUCCUAUGCCUUUAGACCCAAUCACUCCCUCGAUCUGACCAAAUCAGAGGUUCCUCUGGUCAGCAGCUCUUCCAUGCAUCACCAUCCUGCAGAAAAUCCCCCACAAUACAGUGACUGUUCUGCUCCUAAAUAUGAAUCUUAAAAAGUGGAUGGUGCUGUGGUCCUGCCGUUGGAUUUUACUCUUUCGCAGGACACACGGGUUCUUCCAGUGAUUACUGUCCUUUAUCUCUGCCAGUGGUAUUUGAGUAAAUGUAGUUACUGUACUUGAGUAUCUUUUUGGCUACUUUGUAGUUGUAAUGAGUAUCAAAGAUAUUAGCAACUUUUACUCUCUACUUGACUAUAUUUUUGAACAAGUAAAUGUACAUUUUACUCCAAUACAUUUGAGUAAUGCAGUUACACAUUUUGCAUGGCACCUAACUUUUUCUGCAGCAGUUUGUUUCUGCUAUAACAAAGCGAUAUCGCCAUCUACAGGGCACUGAAGGCACGGUACUAUAUCUUGUGCAGUUUGCCUUUACUUACCCAAACUUGUCAACAAAGCUACUUAAGUUGAAUGGGAGUGCAGGUAGUUGCUGAAUCGCAGGAGUUUGAUUUAAGAGAUGAAGACAUAGCUGCAGCCGGUGAUGAGGCAGAAACCGGCACAUCCAGUGCAAGAAGGUUUUGACUAAUUAAUUUUACUUAACAUUAUUUUAUUUAUCCGUUAUAUUGAAGAGACAUUUUUAAAGGGUAUUGGUUCGCUUAUGGCCUUUUUGUGAAGUUGAACUUAACUAAGACUUGAGAGUUUGUAGACGUUUCAGAGGCUGUUGUGUCGACCUUGAUUUAUUGCAAUAUUGAGGUGUUGAGUUUUAUUUUGACCUUAGAAAAUAAACAUGAUUCAUCAUCUUACAAAUCAACUGUUUAUUUUUAUUGGCAUGAGGAAUAGAGCCUACAUUCAUACAUGUCCUUGGUCCACUUUUAUUUUUAAUCUACACCCAUUCUCUGGGUCAGAUCAUCUGGCGCCAUGGUUUUAAUUUUCACAGUUACGCUGAUGAUACACAAAUCUAUUUUACUGUACAGCCUAAUUCUGUUUUUCCUCCAUCUUCUUUUACAUCUUGCUUACACAAUCUCAAAAUAUGGAUGGCUCAAAAUUACUUAAAGUUGAAUAUGGAAAAAAAUGAAAUUCUGCUAGUAGGCCAUAAAUCCCUUGAUCUCUCCCAACUUGACUUCUCCAUUAACAUUGACAGUGUUCUGGUUCAUCCCUCUUCUACUAUACGAAACCUUGGUGUAUUGUUUGAUCCUAGGCUAUGUUUUGAACCCCAUAUUAAUCAGCUUGUCAAGUCCUGUUUCUUCCAUCUUCGUAAUAUUGUUAGUUUAAGAUCCUCACUAAAUUUCAAAGAUGCUGAAACGGUUGUUCAUGCUGUUAUAACUUCACAUCUAGAUUAUUGCAACUCCUUCUUUUAUGGUCUACCCAAAAAAGUCCUAAAUCACUUGCAGCUAAUUCAGAAUUCAGCUGUUCUGGCUUUUACCAAAAAUUCAGCUCACAUCACUCCUGUCUUACAGCAGCUACAUUGGCUUCCUGUUAGUUACCGCAUCCAGUUUAAGAUUCUUGUUCUAGUUUUUAAGGCUUGUCAUGGUUCAGCACCUUCUUAUCACUCUGAAUUGAUUCUUCCAUAUGUCCCUGCCCGUACUCUGAGAUCGAGCUCUGAAAACUUGCUUGCAGUACCCAAGUUCCAUCUAUCUAGUGUGGGUUGUAGGGCUUUCAGCAUUUCAGCUCUGGAACAAACUACCACAAAUCCUUUGUGUUGUCUCUUCACUUCAGACCUUUAAAACUGCUCUCCAAGCUCAUGUUUUGUGAAUUGAUUGUGUGCCUCAAUUUUUCAGCUUGCUUGCUUUUGUAACUUCUCUUGUACAUUAACUAUCUCUGUCUGUGCCAUCUGGUUGAUCAUGUGUUUAAUACUGACUGUAUACUUGUAUAUGUGUUCAUGUGUUGUAUAUCUGGUAUCUGGUAUAUCUGGUUGAUCAUGUGUUGUAUCCUGGCUGUAUACUUGUAUAUGUGUUCAUGUGUUGUAUAUCUGGUAUCUGGUUGAUCAUGUGUUGUAUAAUGGCUGUAUACUUGUAUAUGUGUUCAUGUUAUCUAUUAACUUCAUGUAAAGUGUCCUUGGGUCCUUGAAAGGCGCUAUAUAAAUAAAACAUAUUAUUAUUAUUA
Molecule: messenger RNA, 3186 nt
Organism: Ctenopharyngodon idella (grass carp)
Lineage: Eukaryota; Metazoa; Chordata; Actinopteri; Cypriniformes; Xenocyprididae
Product: membrane-spanning 4-domains subfamily A member 4A-like
Exons: 9
Coding region: 244-1146 (300 amino acids)
Cellular component (GO): membrane
Source: RefSeq, a predicted model, not a curated record